Molecule: messenger RNA, 4309 nt
Organism: Callithrix jacchus (white-tufted-ear marmoset)
Lineage: Eukaryota; Metazoa; Chordata; Mammalia; Primates; Cebidae
Biological process (GO): regulation of transcription by RNA polymerase II
Molecular function (GO): DNA-binding transcription factor activity, RNA polymerase II-specific; RNA polymerase II cis-regulatory region sequence-specific DNA binding
Source: RefSeq, a predicted model, not a curated record
GUACAGUUAAUUCCAGAAGCUAGGUGAUGUAAAUCUCCAACAUAAGCCAAAGCAACAGGAGGGACUGUGACAGAUACCAGGCCCAGUACCUAGGUGAUGUGGUUUUCUUGCCUGAGACCUGCGGAACAGUGGAUUGUAAUAUACUAGGUCCCAAACCUAGGUGAUGUGACUCUUCUGCUGGGCCUCAACCAUAGGAGACAUUGUGACAUACACAUGGGCCAGCCUUCAGGUGAUGUAGCUCUUCUGCCUGAGCCAAGACUACAGAAAAAAUUAUCAGAUUUAAAUGAACCCAGCGCACAGGCACAGUGAUGACUCUCAUACCCAAUCUCAGUGAACAGGAGACAUUCUGACUCUCACAGCUAGCCUUAAGGAAGUAGAGGCCCAGCCUUGGCGGCCUGUGACCUGCAGGUAUUCGGAGAUCCACAGCGAAGACGCCGGGACCCCCUGCAAGCCUAGAAAUGGGACCACUAACAUUCAGUGACGUGGCCAUAGAAUUCUCCCUGGAGGAGUGGCAGUGCCUGGAUGCUGCCCAGCAGAAUUUAUAUAGAAACGUGAUGUUAGAGAACUACAGAAACCUGGUCUUCCUGGGUAUUGCAGUCUGUAAGCCAGACCUGAUCAUUUCUUUGGAGCAAGAAAAAGAAGUCUGGAGUAGGAAGAGACAGGAGAUCAUGGUGGCCAAGCCCCCAGUUAUGCAUUCUCAUUUUGCCCAAGACCUUUGGCCAGGGAAGAAUAUAAAAGCUUCUUUCCAAAAAGUGACACUGGAAAGAUAUGGAAAAUGUAGACAUGAGAAUUUACCAUUAACAAAAGGCUGUAGAAGUGUGUGUGAGUGUAAGGUGCACAAAGGAGGUUAUAAUGGACUCAACCAAUGUUUGAGAACUACCCAGAGCAAAGUGUUUCAAUGUGAUAAAUAUGUGAAAGUCUUUCAUAAGUUUUCAAAUUCAAACAGACGUAAGAGAAGACAUACUAAAAAGAAACCUUUCAAAUGUAAAGAAUGCAGCAAAUCAUUUUGCAUGAUUUCAGACCUAACUCGACAUAGCAGAAUUCAUACUAGAGUAAAUUUCUACAAAUGUGAAGAAUGUGGAAAAGCCUUUAACAGGCAUUCAAUUCUUACUUACCAUAAGAGAAUUCAUACGGGAGAAAAACCCUAUGAAUGUGAAGAAUGUGGCAAAGGUUUUAAAUGGUCUUCCAACCUUUCUAAACAUAAGAAAAUUCAUACUGAAGAGAAAUUUUACAAAUGUGAAGAAUGUGGCAAAGGUUUUAAAUGGUCCUCCAACCUUAAUACCCAUAAGAAAAUUCAUACUGGAGAGAAACCCUAUGAAUGUGAAGAAUGUGGCAAAGCUUUUAUCCAUUCCAUAAACCUUAGUAAUCAUAAGAAAAUUCAUACUGGAGAGAAACCUUACAAAUGUGAAGAUUGUGGCAAAGCCUUUAAGCAGUCCUCACACCUUAUUAAACAUAAGAAAAUUCAUACUCAAGAGAAAGCCCACAAAUGUAAAGAAUGUGGCAAAUGUUUUAAAUGGUCCUCCAGCCUUAAUUCCCAUAAGAAAAUUCAUACUGGAGAGAAGCCCUACAAAUGUGAAGAAUGUGGCAAAGGUUUUAAAUGGUCCUCCAACUUUAUUACUCAUAAGAAAAUUCAUACUGGAGAGAAACCCUACGAAUGUGAGGAAUGUGGCAAAGCCUUUAUCCGAUCCUCAAAACUUACUGAACAUAAGGAAAUUCACACUGAAGGGAAAUUUUACAAAUGUGAAGAAUGUGGCAAAGCCUUUACCCGGUCCUCAACACUUACUACUCAUAAGAAAAUUCAUACUGGAGAGAAAGCUUACACAUGUGAAGAAUGUGGCAAAGCCUUUAACCAGUCCACACACCUUACUACUCAUAAAAAAAUUCAUACUGGAUUGAAAGCCUACAAAUGUGAAGAAUGUGGCAAAGCCUUUAAUCAAUCCUCAACACUUGCUACUCAUAAGAAAAUACAUACCGGAAAGAAAGCCUACAAAUGUGCAGAAUGUGGCAAAGCCUUUACCCAGUCCUCAACACUUAGUACUCAUAAGAAAAUACAUACUGCAGAGAAACCUUAUAAAUGUGAAGAAUGUGGCACAGCCUAUAAGCACUCCUCAACCCUUGCUACUCAUAAGAAAAUUCAUAUUGGAGAGAAAGCUUACAAAUGUGAAGAAUGUGGGAAAGCCUUUAACCUGUACGCAGGCCUUGCUUGUCAUAAGAAAAUUCACACUGGUGAGAAACCUUACAAAUGUGAAGAAUGUGGCAAGGCCUUUAACCGGUCCUCAACUCUUACUACUCAUAAGAAAAUUCAUACUGGAGAGAGACCUUACAAAUGUGAAGAAUGUGGCAAAAGUUUUAAAUGGUCCUCCAACCUUACUGCCCAUAAGAAAAUUCAUACUGAAGAGAAACCUAACAAAUAAGAACCAGUCUUCAAACCUUAUUAAACAUAAAAAAGUUCAUAAAGGGGAGAAACCCUACGAACAUGAGGAAUGUGGCAAAAUUUUGAACUGAUCUUCAAUGCUUACUAGCCAUAAGAUAAUUCAUACUUGAGAGAAACCCUACAAAUGUAAAGAAUGUGGCAAAGCUUUUAACCAAUUCUCAAGUGUUACUGAACAUAAGAAAUUUCAUACUGGAGAAAAAACUAUGAAUGUGACAAAGCGUUUACCAUUUGUCAAAUCUUUCUAGACAUAAGAAAAGUCAUACUGAAGAGUAACCUUACAAAUGUGAAGAAUGUGGCAAAGCCUUUAACCAAUUCGAAGAUGUUACUAAAUAUAAGAAUAUUUAGGCCAGACGAGGUGGCUCACGCCUAUAAUCCCAGCACUUUGGGAGGCCGAGGAGGGUGGAUCAUGAGGUCAAGAGAUCAAGACCAUCCUGGUCAACAUGGUGAAACCCCAUCUCUACUAAAAAUAGAAAAACAUUAGCUGGACAUGGGGGUGUGCGCCUGUAAUCCCAGCUACUCAGGAGGCUGAGGCAGGAGAAUUGCUUGAACCCAGGAGGUCUAGGUGGUGGUGAGCAGAGGUCGCACCAUUGCACUCCAGCCUGGGUAACGAGCGAAACUCCGUCUCAAAAAAAAAAGAAAAGAAAAUUUAUACUGGAGAGCAACUAAUAACCUGAAAGCUGUGGCAAUAAUUUUGACAACACCUCACACUUAUAAGCAUAAAAGUCAUCAUAUUGGUGAGAAAUUCUGGAAAUGUGAAGAACGUGACCAAGUCUUUAAAUAGCUGUCACACUUGACUAUAGAUAAUUCAUACUGGAACGAACUACAGGUAUGAACAAUGUGGCCAAACUUAAUUUAUGCUCAUAUCUCACUGCACAGAAAACCAUGUAUACUAAAGAAAUACAAAUAUAAAGAAUGUGGAAAAGCCAUUAGUAUCUGCUCACAUCUUACUCAGCAUUAGAAAGGUAGUACUUAAGAAAAGCAUGAUAAAUGCAAUUAUUAUCAAAAGAGCAUUCAGAAAAAAUAAGCCUUUAAUCUGAAAAAGUAAUCAUUUUGAAGAAAAAUAUUACAAAUGUAACAAGGUGCCGGGCGCGGUGGCUCACGCCCGUAAUCCCAGCACUUUGGGAGGCCCAGGCGGGUGGAUCAUGAGGUCAAGAGAUCAAGACCAUCCUGGUCAACGAGGUGAAACCCCGUGUCUACUAAAAAUACAAAAAUUAGCUGGGCAUGGUGGUGUGUGACUGUAGUCCCAGCUACUCGGGAGACUGAGGCAGGAGAAUUGCUUGAACCCAGGAGGCAGAGGUUGCGGUGAGCCGAGAUCGUGCCAUUGCACUCCAGUCUGGGUAACAAGAGUGAAACCCCGUCUCAGAAUAAAUAAAUAAAUAAAAUUUUAAAAAGCACACUAUUUCUGUGUACCCUCCUGCCUGGGCAAAAGGGCUAGAUUCCAUCUCAAUAGAAAAAAAGAAAUAGAAAAAGACUAAGAACAUUAAAAUGGGCCAGGCGCGGUGGCUCACGCCUAUAAUCCCAGAACUUUGGGAGGCCAUGGCAGGUGGAUCACGAGGUCAAGAGAUCGAGACUAUCCUGGUCAACAUGAUGAAACCCCGUCUCUACUAAAAAUACAAAAAAAAAAAAUUAGUUGGGGCUGGUGGCCCGUACCUGUAAUCCCAGCUACUCAGGAGGCUGAGGAAGGAGAAUUCCCUGAACCCAGGAGGCGGAGGUUGCGGUGAGCCAAGAUCGCGCCAUUGCACUCCAGCCUGGGUAACGAGCUUAACUCCAUCUCAAGAAACAAACAAAAAACAUUAAAAUGUGAGCUGUAUGAUGAAAAUAGAAGUGGUGAGUCUCUUUGUGGUUAACAUAGAAUAUUGGGUGAUGUAUCAGUUG